UUUGAUUACGGUGGUGAGAAAAUGAACGUGGCCUUGUCGGUGUGAUCAGUAAUGUUUUAUUUACGUUAAUCGUUAUUAAAAUAGGCGAAAAUGUCCGAUGCAAUUUUACCCAAAGGGCAACCUAUUUCUGGAGAUCCUGAAAAAAAGGGAUGGCUAUUUAAGUGGACAAAUUAUCUCAAAGGAUAUCAGCGAAGAUGGUUCGUGUUGUCAAACGGACUCCUAUCAUAUUACAGAAAUCAAGCGGAAAUUUCACACACAUGUCGGGGUUCAAUAUCACUACUGGGUGCGCUCAUUCACACAGCAGACUCAUGCACAUUUGUGAUAAGCAAUGGAGCGACACAGACAUUCCACAUAAGAGCACAAGAUGAAGUAGAGCGACAGAGUUGGGUCACAGCUUUGGAAUUAGCAAAAGCAAAAGCCAUCCGAGCCCAAGAAUCAGAUGAUGAUGAUGAACACAAUAUGAAUUCUGGCCAGGUCGACAAUGCUGGUGACGGGGAGCAUGAAGAUGCCGGUGGGAUAGCCAGAGAGUUAUCUGCGCGAUUACAUGAUUUGCGUACUUGUUCAGAAUUGGUGGCCAAACAUGGUGCAACCUUGCAACGAUCAUUAGUAGACCUUGAAAUACCUCCAUCAGAUACAACGAAACAAGUGUCAGAGAGGGCAACACUAUUUCGAAUAUCUUGUAAUGCUAUGAUGAACGCUUGUUCGGAGUUUAUGAAUGCCGCAUCGGCGUCUAGCGCUAGGAUGAAUCGCGCGCUCCAACACGAACGAGAACAGAAAAUGCGUCUGCAAGAGAUUGUGGAACAACUGGCGAGACAGCACGACAACUUAGAGAAAUCUGUCGCCAGGAGUACGCCGCAUACAGGAGGCAACGGAACUGGACAGGGCAACGAAACCGAAGAUGAUGACCAUGAAUUUUUUGAUGCUGUUGAAGAGGGUGUCAAUUCGACAAAGGAAGACAAGACUUCAUUUGUGAUUAAAGUGCCUGUAAAUAGAAAAAACAAAGUAAAAAGUGGGGAAAGUUCCGACGAAUCUGAAGCGGAGACUGUAACGGAAACCCAACAAGUAUUCUUUGUCGAGGACAAGGAACGAGCGGAGUCCGCGAUGGGUGGCGCGGAAAUAGCAGCCGCCAGCAACGAUAAAACAGAAGACAGCAAAGAACUCGAUAUCAAAAUAUGGCCUCACGUGGCACAGGCGAACGGCAUCUUGGACGGCAAGCCGCGGAGAACUCGGGUGCCCGACAAACCCAACCAUCCACUCAGCCUCUGGUCAAUUAUGAAAAAUUGUAUAGGUAAGGAACUGUCAAAGAUCCCGAUCCCGGUGAACUUCAGCGAGCCGCUGUCGAUGCUGCAGCGGCUGGCGGAGGACUUCGAGUACUCGUCCAUACUGGACCAGGCGGCCACGUUCAGCGAGCCGGCGCAGCAGCUGGCCUACGUGGCCGCCUUCACCGUGUCUUCGUACGCCACCACGGCUUGCAGAACUACGAAGCCUUUCAAUCCGCUCCUGGGCGAGACUUACGAAUGCGAUCGCACGUCCGACCUCGGCUGGAGAAUUAUCUCGGAACAGGUCUCUCAUCAUCCGCCGAUGGUGGCGCAGUUCUGCGAGGGCUCCUCGGGUUGGCAGUGCUGGCAGGAGUUCACCAUGACGAGCAAGUUCCGCGGGAAGUACCUGCAGGUCAUCCCUCUCGGGGGGGCCUACGCGCACUUUGUUCACUCGGGCAACAAGUACACGUGGCGGAAGGUGACGACAACCGUCCACAACGUGAUCGUGGGCAAGUUGUGGGUGGACCAUCACGGCGACAUGGAGAUCGUGGGUGAGGCGGGGCCCGCGGCCGGCUACGUGGCGCAUCUCAAGUACAUCCCGUAUGGGUACUUCAGCAAGGACACGCAGCGGAAGGUCACCGGGGUCAUCAAGGACCCCAACGGGGUGCCCCGCUACGUGCUGCAAGGGUACUGGGACCGCUCCGUCGAGGUGGCGCCAGUCACCAGCGCGUCCGCCGACAACUCGGUGUGUAAGACGGGCAAGUUCGUGCUGGCCUGGCAGCGGGUGGCCGCGCCCGCGGACUGCGACAAGUGGUAUAACUUCACCCUGCUGGCGGCGCAGCUGAACGAGCCGGAGCCGGGAGUGGCGCCGACCGACUCUCGCCUGCGACCUGACCAGCGGCUCAUGGAGGAGGGGCUCUGGGACGAGGCCAACGCGGAGAAGUUGCGCCUGGAGGAGAAGCAGCGGGCCGCGAGGAGACAGCAGGAGGCCGCCGCGGAGGACGCCGCCGCCAGGGGUGCUCCGUCUCCGCCGGGCCACAGCCCCGUGUGGUUCACGCGGGCCGCGACCCCGGGCCAGCCACACCUGCGACACCUCUACAACAACCGCUACUGGGAGUGCAAGCAGCGACAGGACUGGUCACAGUGCCCCGACAUAUUCUAACACCGUUGGAUAUGUGCCCGGCUUGAUAAAGUUCUCUUAAACAUUGUGACUAUAACCGACCCAGGUAUAACAUAAUAUUGCAUCUGACCUGCUACAGUUGGAAUUGUGGCCGAAUCAGACAACAUAACACUGUGGCGGAAAUAUAUAGUUCCCGUAUAUAAUAUCGUGUAUGACCUUAUAGUUAAUAUAGUGAAAAUUUAUUACGUACAAUAUUAGCACGGAAAACAUCAGAACUCAGAGGCAUUUGUUAUGCUUUAUUGUAUAUGAAGACCCAAACUACUCUAGCCCCGGCUACACAGCUACCACUAAAUGAAAAUUUCAAAUGUUACCUUACUAAUAAUAUACAAAGUAUACACGGCCAUAAAUUUAAAAAAAAUCUAUUGAGCUUAGCAUGCUUGCAACAGCAGUAAGACGAAACAUAAUAUUAAUUUAUAGAAAAAAGUUAGUUCUUGUACUAAAAGUCCUAAAAUUAUAUCUGAUACUUAAUUAUGUACAUAUAUAGAAACGAUAAAUAUCGCCGUCAUCUUGGAGCCGCGACUAUUGUGUGUUCAGUACAGACUUCAAAGUUAUUGUUUUUAAUAUAUAUACUCUAUGGUUCCUCAUUGCUCUCAAUGCUAUUUUCUAAUAAAAAUACGUUUUAUACUCGUAAAACUUACCACGCUUAAACAUAGAAUGGUUUGAAAAGGAUGACGUGAUUAUGAAAGUUACAAAAAAUACAGCUAGUGUUUGUGUUACCAAAACGUUUCUUACUUUCAAAACACGUCCCAAUUAGUACGCUUUCGGGAUACGCGAUACACGUGCUAUUAAAUAUAACCAAUUCUUUAUAAACUAUAAUAUCUUUGGUUGCUGCGGUAUUUUUUUUCCUUAUUUGUGAAGUCCAAAGAGGUAAUAGUUUUUAAUUAAAUGAGAACGCAACAUAAUAUAACUAAUAUUAUAAGUGCGUUGGGAGAAAAACUUAAUAUAAAGCAUUUUGAAUGGAUUGAAGCCGCUUUAUAUGUAAACAUUUUCGUUCUGUGUUUGUCAAAGUUUGUUGAAUUUGUACUAAUUCGCUUUCCUUACUAAAGAAAAUGUGUAUAUUAUCAUAGUUGAAAUUAUAAUGUAAUUAACAUCAUAAAAACAAGUGCUUCUUACAGAAUGUGCUAUGAAGUUUCCACUAGAUCGGUGAUACUAAUGUUUGAAUUUUAUGCAAUCAUAUUUUCAUAAAACCUGUCUAUGUAAGACUUGUUUAGAAAUCUUUUAGGUCUUCAAAAUAUCUCGUCUCGAUAUUUUCUCAAAAAACCUGUCUAUUCCCUAUACGGAUAUUUCUAUUACAGUUUUUUAUAUUUAAAUACGUUUAUCUACACGAUUUAUGUUAAAUGUAACAAUAAAAAAUCACUGUUGUUUAAAACUUCAUUCUAAUAAAAUAAGACUGUUACGAGGUCGAACUUAAAUAAUUCAAACUGUCAUCUGUCAAUUGGCACUUUGUAUUUGGAAUAUAAUAAGAAAAUAAUACUUUAUUUAAUCUUACCAUCCAUCAUUACCGUUAUAAUUAAAAAUUACAUGCAAUAAGCUUAGUGGUCUCCUUAAACGUGACAUUGGCUAAAUUGUGGUGUAUCUUCCACAAAAGCCACAGUAGGAAUAGAAUAGAUGCUAGAUUUCAUCACAUCCGCAAUGUUUUAAACUAUGGAACGCGUCGGAUUCGCCGCAGUCUACGGUAUUCAAGAUCACCGAUCUCGUGCGAUCAUUCAGCUAGUCGGGAGUUAAGAUUAAAUUAAUACAACUGUAUCACCGAUCAUUACCGCUAUAACUAUAAUACAUACCGUACAAAUACUACUUGGUGGUUAACAUUACGUUUAUGUUUUUUAAAUGCUUGUUUUCUGGAGUCAUUAAUUUUAUUAUUUCACAAUAGGCCCCAAGCAAAGAAUUCGAGCGAGAAGUGGAACUGCGCAGGAUUCAUUCGCGUAUAUAUUCGCCCCCUGCUUGUCAUAUAUUCGCCGCCACGGACACCCUAUAUUUUUUAUUCUUCGCAUUCAAUAACACCGCUCAAGAUCCAUGCUGGAGCCCAUAUAUAUGAUUUACAUUAUUUUUUUAGAGCAUUGGUACCGAAAUGGUUACGUACACUAGUUAUGCGGGGCGCAACUAUCCGAAAGAUAAAGUGUACCCUCGGAUGACAUGCACACACAAUAAUUACAAUGUAAUUUGUACAUAACACACUAAGCUGGUUACGUUUGUUUCACACAUGUAUUUAAACUAAUGUUGUUCAUUGUAAAUAAAUUAACUAACAAUAUUGUUGUAUUAUUUAAACAUUGAUGAUUAUAUGAUAUGUAUGAUUACAUUUUUUUCAUUUACGAUUCGUUGUUCAUUUUAAAUAUUUAACAGCAAGCAAGAUGUAGUAAACAAUGAAAAAUGUUUUUUGUUAGUUCUCACUAGAUGAAUGCGGCGCGGAUUUACAAACAGCUAUUUCUUUACGCGAGUGACGGUCGACCUUAAUAAUAUUAAUCUUAAUUUUUUACUUUCACACCUUCGAUACCAAAUAAUAACAAAGGAAUAUGAAAAUAAGUUCUAUAUUUAAACAUUUAAUAUAAUUGGAACAGAAUGGAAGCUUCAAACCAGAGCUGAAACAUUCGUUCCUAUUUUGAUAUAUAUAUUAAAUUUUCAAUAACCAACUGGCAGACAUAUAUAUAUUAUAUAUAGUUUGAAAUAUUUAUCUAAGUUAAUCUUUCAGGCGGAAUACGUAGGUUGCCUGUACGAACAUUAAGUUCAUACUAUUUCACGAACGUAAGUAUAUAAAAUUCUACAAACAAUAUUUCUAUAGCCAUAAAAUUUAAACAAUAAAUAUAAUCUAAUCCUACUGCUUACUUAUCUGUUCGUGAACUGUCAAGCCGACCGUAAUUCUCACCAAUUUCAUUAGUUUCUGGUAAAGCUGGCAAAAAGGUAGUAAAAGUAUAAAAUGUUUGUAAAAAUUGUACAGAUAAAUACAAUAUACAUUAAUGAAUACAAUACAAUAACGGAUAUUCAUUGUUAAUAUGAAACUGGUGCAGUUGGACUUGUAGAAAUCAAUAAAUACUAAAAAGCCUUAAUUUAUAGCCAUCCUUGUCGCUCUAUGCAUAUUAAGGUCCUUAAUAAAAAAUAUAACGCAUCUACCAAGCACUCUGAACUAAUUAUGAUUCUGAUCGAGUUAAAGACCAUGCGUGUUAGUAGGUAGGUGUACCUGAUACACUGUGCUUGUAAUAAACUCACGACAGCAAUGCGUUACUUAUUUUUAGCAUGAAAUUUUUGAACAUAGAAUUAUUUGCAGUCUGAUUACAGUAUUGCAAUAAUUUGUGUCGCAACACAUAAUGGCACAAUCUGAAAUUUUUACAACUUUUGCAAUGGCAGCUUCGCUCCAAAUUCAAAAAGUAAAAAAAAAUGUAGCCUACUUGUUACGCGGCCAUCCGACAACUUACUUUUUGGACAUGAAAGUAUUUAUCCCGUUGUAGAUAAUAUUAGAUAUUUUUAUGUAUAUUGUACACUUAAGCGCUUGUAUAUUUCAUUGUAAUAGUGUAAUUAUACUUAUGUUAAGAACCUGCGUAACUUGUGCAAACUAUGACGUCACAAGGGUAAUGCUUGGAGUCUCAGUAGAUUUGAUAAGAUAACUUUGGAAAAUGUUUCGCCGUUGAAGCUGUCUGCUACUCAUUCCAUUUCAUUAAUUUAUGUUUGUUAUUUGAUUUUGUGCUUUAUUUUUAAGAUUAUAAUGUUAUUGAUGAAAUUAAAACAUUUUAUUAUCGAUUUCGAGA
This is a messenger RNA of Leptidea sinapis, 6176 nucleotides long. It is a transcript of the gene Osbp, whose product is annotated as oxysterol-binding protein 1. Gene Ontology annotation, molecular function: sterol binding. The record is from RefSeq and is a predicted model, not a curated record. Bases 91 to 2421 code for a protein of 776 amino acids. Gene Ontology annotation, cellular component: membrane; cytosol; intracellular membrane-bounded organelle. NCBI's taxonomy places the organism in Eukaryota, Metazoa, Arthropoda, Insecta, Lepidoptera, Pieridae. The transcript has 15 exons.